CAAAAGAAAGACUCCAGAAUUUAGAAGAUGUAGUAUCAUUGGUUUUAAAUACCGUGGGUUCAACGGCUAAUCAAUCUGAUAUUGAUGACCUUACACUUGAUGAUGGGCUCUAUUCUGUCUCUCUUCAUUCACUAUGGUGGUGAAUGGGUUGAAAAUGACAAAAGCAAAAUACGGUUUAAAAGAAACAAGCAAAGAUCAAGCUGUGGACAAGAUGGGGUUGUACUAAAUGACGAACCAAAUGCGAAUGUGGAGAUAUUCCUUUGCAUAGGAUCCAAUCGUAUUCCUAACUCUCCCCAAGAUCUAGAGGUCGAGGGAGAGCUUCCCAAGAGUACUCAAGAGAAAUUUGAUAUGGAGGUAGAAAUUCAAAAAACUACACAAGAGCAUGUUGGUGUCGAGGAUGGACACUACUCUCAAUUUCCAGAUGAUUUUGAUUUUCUUGUCGGUCCUGUAGAUGGCAAUAGUGGCACAGAUGGAACAUUUGGCGACGGAUCAGACUUGUGUGUUGGCUAUGAGUUUGCCAGCAAGGCUGAUCUAAAGCGGAAAAUGACCAAGAUAGCCAUUGCUGGUUGCUUUGAAACAAAGACAACAAAGAGUGAUACAACUCGAUAUAUUCUGUGUUGCAGGGGUUGAUAACUGUAGUUAGAUGAUGUGUGCAUUUUCCGUAAAGGACUCCCCUAGAUUUAUCAUCAACAAAGUACAACGAUAAGCACAAUUGUGAGGUUGGUGACCGUAAGUGCAAUUAUAGGCAAACUACAUCGAGGUACGUUGGGGAAGUUGUCCUGGCUACUCUAGGAGGUUCGCGGGAACACAUUAAGCCAAAGACAAUCAGGACCCUUAUGUAAAAUAAGAGCAUUCCCAUAACAUAUACAAAAGCAUGGCUAGGUAGGAAAUUCGCAAAUGAAAAGUUGUACGGGAA
Cuscuta campestris is the source of this 916-nucleotide messenger RNA. Lineage: Eukaryota; Viridiplantae; Streptophyta; Magnoliopsida; Solanales; Convolvulaceae. The record is from the annotation of a GenBank genome assembly.